CAUCCUCUCUCCGAUCGCGUCCCUCCCCCGCGCACGGCGGCGAGGCCGAGGCGGGCCAGCGAGCGCGAUCGGCGCCCGUUCCCGGCCCUGGGGGUCGCGCGCCCAGGGUCGAGGUGGUGAUGCGUUCUGCCUCUCGGUCUUGCCGCCUCCAGAUUUUUGCUCCGACAUCUGGCUAAUACUGUAUGAUGGUUGUUCUGGAGUGAAUACAAUUGGAGCAAUAUGGGUUCUCUCACUGACAUUGGUGUUUCUGCGGGCAUAAACAUACUAUCUGCAUUGGGUUUCCUUCUAGCGUUUGCAGUUCUGAGGAUACAGCCUAUUAACGAUCGAGUGUACUUUCCAAAAUGGUACCUCAAAGGGACAAGAAGCAGCCCAAGGCACUUAGGAACUGUUAUCUCAAAGUUUGUCAAUGCGGAUAUGUCAACAUAUAUUCGGUUUCUGAACUGGAUGCCCGCAGCACUGAGAAUGCCAGAACCUGAACUCAUUGAGCAUGCGGGGCUUGACUCUGCGGUAUAUGUCCGCAUCUAUCUUCUCGGUUUAAAAAUAUUUGUGCCAAUUGCGCUCCUAGCAUUUGCUGUUCUAGUUCCCGUCAAUUGGACUAGUGGAACAUUGGAAAAUGAAAAGGGACUAAGUUAUGACCAAAUUGACAAGCUUUCGAUAUCGAAUCUUGGAAAAGGUUCAAAAAGGUUUUGGGCACACAUAGCAAUGUGCUAUGUGUUUACAUUUUGGGUGUUCUUCGUGUUGUUUCACGAAUAUAAGGUUGUCACAACUAUGAGAUUGCGCUUUCUUGCUAAUCAAAAUCGUCGACCUGAUCAAUACACGGUUCUUGUCCGAAAUGUACCUCCAGACCCUGAUGAAACAGUUAGUGAACAUGUUGAGCACUUCUUUGCUGUGAAUCACUGUGAUCAUUACCUCAGUCACCAGAUUGUAUAUAAUGCAAACCAUCUUUCUGGCUUGGUUGAGAAGAAGAAGGGCUUGCAAAACUGGUUAAUCUACUACGAAAACAAGCAUGCUAAAAACCCUGCAAAAAAGCCAACCAUGAAGACAGGACUGUGGGGUCUUUGGGGGCAAAGAGUGGAUGCUAUAGAAUACUACAAAAAGGAAAUUGAGGAGUUAUGUAAACAGGAAGAUGAGGAGAGACAAAAGGUGAUCACUGAUCCAAAUUCUAUUAUGCCGGCGGCAUUUGUGUCUUUCAAAACACGGUGGGGUGCUGCUGUUUGUGCUCAAACACAGCAAACAAGUAAUCCAACCGUGUGGUUAACUGAGUGGGCUCCAGAACCUCGUGAUGUUUACUGGGCUAAUCUUGCAAUCCCUUAUGUCGAGCUCUCAGUUAGAAGGCUUAUUAUAGCUGUUUCCUUUUUCUUUCUGACCUUUUUCUUCAUGGUACCAAUUGCAAUUGUCCAAUCCUUGGCCAACCUAGAUGAUAUCGAGAAGGUGCUUCCUUUCUUGAAACCUAUAAUAGAAAGAAAUUCCCUUAGGCCGGUUAUUCAAGGUUUCUUGCCAGGGAUAGUAUUGAAAAUAUUCCUUAUACUUCUCCCAACAAUUCUGAUGGCCAUGAGCAAGAUCGAAGGUCACACAUCACUCUCUGGAUUGGACAGGAAAACAGCAACAAAAUACUACGUAUUCCUUUUCGUGAAUGUGUUCUUGGGGAGUGUAAUAACCGGAACAGCAUUCCAACAGCUCGACAACUUCAUCCAUCAGUCUGCUAACAAAAUUCCAGAGGUUGUUGGAGAGUCUAUUCCCAUGAAGGCAACAUUUUUCAUGACAUACAUAAUGGUUGAUGGCUGGGCUGGUGUAGCUGCUGAAGUUCUUCGGUUGAAGCCAUUAGUCAUAUUCCAUAUAAAGAAUGCUUUCUUGGUUAGAACUGAGCACGACCGCGAACAAGCCAUGGAUCCCGGAAGCCUGGAUUUUUACAACACAGAACCACGGUUACAGUUGUACUUUCUGCUUGGGCUUGUAUAUGCAGUUGUCACACCAAUGCUUCUUCCCUUCAUCAUAGUGUUCUUCAGCCUCGCAUAUCUUGUUUUCAGACAUCAGAUAAUUAAUGUCUAUAAUCAGCAAUAUGAAAGUGGUGCACAAUUCUGGCCAGAUGUGCACAUGCGACUAAUCAUAGCAUUGAUGGUAUCACAAAUUCUCCUACUGGGACUGCUGAGCACGCAGGAAGCAGAGAAGUCCACUAUUGCUCUUCUCCCACUUCCUGUCCUCUCCCUAUGGUUCCACUAUGUUUGCAAGGGCCGGUUUGAACCAGCAUUUGUGAAGUUCCCCUUGCAGGAUGCCAUGGUAAAGGACACACUGGAACGGGCAAAUGACCCGACUUUAAAUUUGAGAGACUACCUGAAAGGUGCUUAUGUGCACCCAGUAUUCCAGAAAAAUGACAUAUAUGAGCUUGUCACCAUAGAUGAGGAAGAGAAGAACCCCCUCGUUGUGACAAAGCGGCAGUCUCGCAUGACCACACCAGGAGGAAGCAAAUUCAAUUCAAGUUCUGGUACUAAUGAAGGGGAGUUCAGUCGGAUACCUCCUCCCUAGAGCCUGAUUCUCUCACGAACAAAUGUAAAUUUUUUCCAAGUUCGGUAAUCAUGUAAAUGUUUGGCCAAGACAGAAAUGCAAAAGGAGGAAGUAGGAUAAUGAAACAGGCUGUACUAUACAUGAAUACAUGAUUGGCAAUUGGUUUAAGAACUGUAGCAAGAUGCAGGUUUGAGCAAUUAAGAAUUUUUUUUGCCAAAUCAACCACUCA
Molecule: messenger RNA, 2731 nt
Organism: Panicum virgatum (switchgrass)
Lineage: Eukaryota; Viridiplantae; Streptophyta; Magnoliopsida; Poales; Poaceae
Product: CSC1-like protein At4g02900
Exons: 12
Coding region: 220-2523 (767 amino acids)
Cellular component (GO): plasma membrane
Molecular function (GO): calcium-activated cation channel activity
Source: RefSeq, a predicted model, not a curated record